Sinocyclocheilus grahami is the source of this 2130-nucleotide messenger RNA. Its product is annotated as protein FAM63A-like. Gene Ontology annotation, biological process: protein K48-linked deubiquitination. Gene Ontology annotation, cellular component: cytosol; cell periphery. The coding region runs from base 570 to 2108 and encodes 512 amino acids. NCBI's taxonomy places the organism in Eukaryota, Metazoa, Chordata, Actinopteri, Cypriniformes, Cyprinidae. The transcript has 10 exons. The record is from RefSeq and is a predicted model, not a curated record. Gene Ontology annotation, molecular function: cysteine-type carboxypeptidase activity; cysteine-type deubiquitinase activity; K48-linked deubiquitinase activity.
ACAGGCACCGGAAGUGAGACACAGGCAAAAACAAGAUUACGUGUCGCGCGCUGUGUCAGCCGUACGGAGAGACAGCAAAACCUGUAGAUUUCAGCCAGACACCUCCACUGGACUACUGUGUUUUACAGUGUAUGUUUUAGGGGCAAAGAAGAACGUUUUUAAAGACUGCAGAAAGGUCGCUAUGUUUGUGAAAUUCACAAUAUGAGAUCAGAAAACGUUCUUAACCUCCAGAGUGUCACCCUUCAGUGAUCAGAAAGCCUCCCCUGUGACUCAGCUGUUCCCAGAAUUAGGCCAUUCAAAAACAACAGGACUAGGCUGAGGUGUGCCACUUUAACAGUUUCUUCCUUUGCAUACUAGUGAUGGAUGUGGCAUGAAAGCAAGAAAGUAAAGACUAAGUAAAAAAAAAACCCAGUAGUAUGAAGUAAGCAAAAAUAACAUUUUGGGGAAAAGCAAAAAAAAAACAAUUUUUUAUUUGAUCAGCAAUUGAAGAUUUAAAAAAUCAUAUUUGCUUUCAACCCAACUUUAAUUGGCUCUGUUAAUUAUAAGCACACAAUCUCACCUGUAAGGUCAUGGCAGAUUCUUGCUCAGACACCGUUGAUGGUGAGAUUAUAGGCGUUUCCGAGGGACAGCAGUUAAAAACAACCAAAAAUGAGGACUUUGAUGCUGCUAGACCACACGACAAGGAAAUCGGCCAAAAAGAGGGUGACACCAAUACUGAGCAAUCCUCCGGGAGCAUUUCUCACCUUAUGAAAGAUGGCCUCACAACAUGCAAAGAACCUCCGACAACCACAGCGUCUCUUGAAGAUGAUGCUAAUGCAGCUCAGUCCUUGACCAGUAAAAGCCAAGACAAAACCGAUGAAUCUGAGAUCCUCAAUAGCCAAUCUUACACGCCCAGCCAAUCAGAGGUGACGCCUACUUUCUCCAUGGCCAGCCUGGAGUUCUCCGAGGAGACUAAUGGGAUUCCUCCUGAUCGAGCUUUGAUAUCGUCCAAAUCUGCUCAGGAUGGCAACCAAGUCCCCUCUCAGGAGAGCGGAGGGGCCUGUGCGGGGGCUGCGAGGGCAUCAGAGCCUAGCAUGCCGGCAUAUUAUUUUGUCAAGUGGAUUACCUGGAAAGAGAAGAAGACGGCCAUUAUCACACAGAGCGAGAACGGACCCUGCCCCCUGAUUGCCAUCAUGAACAUCCUGUUGUUGCGGUGGAAGGUGAAGUUGCCGGCUCAGACGGAAGUGGUCACCACUGAAGAGCUGAUGGCUCACCUUGGUGAAUGUGUGCUGUCCAUCAAACCGCGGGAGAAAGCAGAAGGCAUGGAGCUCAAUUUCCAGCAGAACAUGAGUGACGCGAUGGCUGUGCUGCCAAAGUUGUCCACAGGCCUCGACGUUAAUGUGCGUUUUACAGGUGUGUCGGAUUUUGAGUACACUCCUGAGUGCAUCGUCUUUGAUCUGCUUGACAUUCUGCUCUACCACGGCUGGCUUGUCGACCCACAGAGUCCUGAGGUGGUGUCUGCAGUGGGCAAACUCAGCUACAACCAACUGGUGGAGAAGAUCAUAGAUUUCAAGCACUCGACAGAUAGCAGUCAAGUCAGUGAAGGUUUGAUAGCAGAGCAAUUCUUGGAGUCCACAGCAACCCAGCUGUCGUAUCACGGCCUGUGUGAGCUCAACACGACAGCCAAGGAGGGAGAACUGUCUGUAUUUUUCAGGAACAACCACUUCAGCACUAUGAUAAAGCACAAGGGUCACCUUUACCUGCUGGUCACAGAUCAGGGCUUCCUGCAGGAGGAGAGCGUGGUGUGGGAGAGUCUCCAUAAUGUGGAGGGGGAUGGGAAUUUCUGUGACUCAGAAUUCAGAUUGUGUCACCCUUCCCAGAAACCCUCAGCAGCCAGCCAGCCCUCCACACAACAGCAGCAGCAAAUGCAGAUCGACCAGGACUAUCUGGUGGCGAUGUCCCUGCAGCAGCAGCAGGGUGAAGCUCCUGGUCCCUUGAGUGAUCUUGAGCUGGCCAGACAGCUGCAGCAGGAGGAGUACCAGCAGCCACAAACACAACAGCACCAGGCCCAGCCCUCAGCAGGACAGGUACUUCCUGUCUUUCCUUCAGGAGGAAACGCUUGUGCAUGAAACUUCAGGGAAGCAUUCUUUG